UGGCAUCUGGCGGUGUUUUUUUGAUUUUUUCUCAGUGCUCUCUAUCCCUCCGGCCAAGCGCCAUAACUCCACAAAACUCGAGCCGGAAUUGAAUUGUGAGUUUGUGUGCUGUGACUAGGCUUGAUCGAAUCGAAUCGAAACGGCAGUAGCUAACGAAUCAAGUUGUAACCAGCACACCAUAGACCACAUCCAGCAAGGAAUCCGCUAGCGAGGAUCGUGCUGAAACCAAGUGGAAGUGGAGGAGACGAGGACUCCAGCCGCCGCUCACAAGAACAAAAACAACAAACGACGAGUGCGCUCACACGCAAACAGGCAUUCAAAAUGGCGCCUACAAAAGCAACAACGCGCGCGGCCAUCGCCGGCGGGCAUCAUCAGCUGCAGCAGACAGGGAAUCCCAUCCUGGGAGCCCUGGGAGCUGCCACCAGGAAGGGCCUGAGUCGCCGGGCGGCCGCCACGGGGAACAUAGAUCCGAAUGCCGAGAAUAUGCAGACGCGCGCCAAACGCAAGGCCGACCAUAGUCCCAUCAAAAAUGACAAAAUCAAGCGCUCGGCGCUGGGUAACCUGACCAACAAUGUUAAGAUCAUGACACUGCAUCCGGGACAGGAUGAGGAGCAGUCGGGCGUGGGCAAAAAGCCAACGGCCCAGCAGCUGCAGGCCCUGCUCGAUGCUAAGAAACAGGAGAAUCUCAGUGUAAACGUCUUUGCCGCCAGCAAAAUGACCACGCGCGCCUCCAGCAAAGUGGAGGAUUCGGUGGAGAACUGUCACAAGGUGCUCGACAAGCUGGAGGAGGCGUUGGCCAGGCCCAAGCCGCGCCCCAAGGCAGUGCCCGCCACAAAGAAGACAGUUUUGGGGGAGAUUCAAUUACCGGCCAUGCCCAAUCCUAUGCAGAUUCCCGUAUUACUGCCGCCCACGCACAAUCUGGUUGCUCCCCAGGUUGCCGCCAUCAAGCCAGUUCGCCGGAUCUCCAAUGACUUUAACAAGACUGAGGACAGCCUGUACAUGUCCGCACUGGAGGAUGUCUCCAGCUGCGAUUCCAUGCGGCUGUCUGGAAACUUUGAGGCAGCGCGUCGUCGCUCCGCCAAGUUGCAGCAAAAGACUGAGCAGCAGCCACAGCCGCUGUUGCUGACACUCCCAGAGACUGCUCCCAGCCAGGUGGUGCCCAUUCUGCCAGUGCCCGAGGAUGUGGAGGACUUCGACCGCAAGAACUGGGACGACCCCUUCCAGGUGUCACACUAUGCCAUGGAUAUAUUCAACUACCUCAAGGUGCGCGAACCGGAAUUCCCCAUUGCCGACUACAUGCCCAGGCAGAUCCAUCUGACCACCUGGAUGCGCACCCUGCUGGUCGACUGGAUGGUGGAGGUGCAGGAAACGUUCGAGCUGAACCAUGAGACUUUGUACCUGGCGGUGAAGAUCGUGGAUCUGUAUCUCUGCCGCGAGGUGAUCAACAAAGAGAAGCUGCAACUCCUGGGCGCCGCUGCCUUCUUUAUUGCCUGCAAAUACGACGAGCGACAGCCGCCGCUGAUUGAGGACUUUUUGUAUAUCUGCGAUGGGGCCUACAAUCACGACGAGCUGGUGCGGAUGGAGCGGGAGACGCUGCGCGUUAUCAAGUACGAUCUAGGCAUCCCGCUCUCGUACCGUUUCCUGCGCCGCUAUGCCCGCUGCGCCAAGGUGCCCAUGCCCACACUGACCCUGGCCCGUUACAUCCUAGAAUUGUCACUCAUGGACUACGCCACCAUUUCGUUCAGCGACUCGCAGAUGGCAUCCGCUGCAUUGUUCAUGGCUCUGCGUAUGCACGGCGGUUCGGGGCAGCUGGACAAGCAGACUUGGGGCUCAACGCUCAACUACUACACCGGCUAUCAGCUGGCGGACUUUGCUGAAAUUGUGCCCGUGCUCAAUGCAGGACUGCAUCGCAAGCCACGGGCCACCAUCAAGACGAUACGGAACAAGUACUCGCACAAGAUAUUCCACGAGGUGGCCAAGGUGCCGCUGCUGACGAACCAGGAGCUCUUCCAGGGCAACCUCGACCUGAACGAAAGCAAUCUGUCGUAGGACAGCCUCAAAGUUUAGCCAAAUUCAACAUGUUACGCUUCACUUAGGCUCUAAGACGCUCCUGUCCCCAUAGAAACCCGUUCCCGACGAAACAGCGGACCCCCGCCUUAAUCGAAAAAAAAACCCGACCCUGAUUUUACCCCUUUACCUAGUCCCGAGUUCCCGCCAAGUCCUCACAUUUUAUUAUAUUUUAAUUAUUAUUGUGACCUUUGCAUUAUUGCAUUAUUGACAUGUUUUUGCAUAAAUAUUAUGUUAAGAGUGCUUUUGUUUCUUUUGCCAUGUAUUAUUGUUUAGUUUUCCCACAUACCGCAUACGUAGCCACACACACCCCACCCCAUCAAUCUAAACUGAAAAAUCGACAUUAUCUCUAGCACCCAACAAAAUCCCAAAAACGAUUCAUGUUUUAAUAUGUACGUUAGUCUUAAGAGAUGCCAGCAUUAAAUAAACCUAACUCGUAAGCCACCAAAGCAGACACGGAUCGCCAGUAACUUAUUCAACACAGAUACACAAACGCAAGGAUACGAAGCGACUAGCAAAGGCACGUGUGUCCUGUACAACCUGGAAAUGCGCCGCGAUCAACCCUCGUCCUGUGUACGCCAUCUACGCCAUGUGCAUCUGUUCCUGUAGUCGUUAUUAAUGCUGUUAUUUGUUAAGUCGUUCAUGGACACCCCUCCUCACCUCCUCCCCACCUCGCAUCCGCGCUCACAUUCCCGCCCCUCAAAGGACGCUCACCAAUUCCAAUUCCCGGUUCCUGCCCGCCGCCCCGCCCUGCCUCAACUCACCUCGUCCUCCCAUGGACGUUGAUAACGUUGCAUUGUUCAAGUAACUAGUUAUGUAUGUACUCAGUGUUAUGUAUGUAUCGUUUUGCCAGAGAAUACCAAUAAACAUUUUUACGUCCGUUCAAAAAUAA
Drosophila teissieri is the source of this 2959-nucleotide messenger RNA. It is a transcript of the gene CycB3, whose product is annotated as G2/mitotic-specific cyclin-B3. Gene Ontology annotation, cellular component: nucleus; cytoplasm; centrosome. Gene Ontology annotation, biological process: mitotic cell cycle phase transition; regulation of cyclin-dependent protein serine/threonine kinase activity. The coding region runs from base 322 to 2049 and encodes 575 amino acids. The transcript has a single exon. The record is from RefSeq and is a predicted model, not a curated record. Gene Ontology annotation, molecular function: cyclin-dependent protein serine/threonine kinase regulator activity. NCBI's taxonomy places the organism in Eukaryota, Metazoa, Arthropoda, Insecta, Diptera, Drosophilidae.